ACGCGUCGCGCAUCGCGUUCAAAUAUUGUUCGAUUAUGGCCGUUCAGUUGACCUCCAUGUAAGUAGGACAUUCUACCCAAAACACAUUAUAACUAAGCGGCCUGCUCACAUACAGAAUCGGUGGACUAUUGCGUUCUCUUCUCAGGCUUUUGAAAUCUGGUUGAAGGAACUACUUACACUAUGCUGGCCGUCUGCACCUCUUCCACGCUCACGCUUCUUGAUUCUCCUACCAUUAAACGUUCACCUACGGUGGUCAGCCCAACAACUACUCUUGACUUACCAUCUGUUAUUACCUGGUCCCCGGACAACUCUUUCAUCUUUGUAUCUCAGGGCAAUACCAUCCACAAGCUCGACCCUGCAGGAAACCACGUUGGCACCAUCUUUGAAACGAACCAUCCUGUAACUGCUAUUACAUGCAGAGAUAAAGGAAACACUGUUAUCUUUAGCAGCCAGUCCGAAAUCGUUAUCUUGGAAACACAUUCGAGCAAAGUCGUUCAGAAGAUUGACUCUCAUAAGUCGCCUAUCGUUUCACUCUCGUUAUCGAAUGACACCACGCUCCUUGCCUCAACGUCUACAGACUCUGUACUUGUACAUAAUCUGACUCUCGCAUCUCACACUGUUCUCCGAGGUUUACCUUCUGGAGAGAUUACGACAUGCACUUUUCACCCACAUAUACGAACGCGCCUCCUCCUCGCUAUCGAUACUCAGGUGGCCAUCUACGACACAUCUAGGCCCUCAAGUCAUGCAAGGAUUAUUUCCGUGGACAAGGCUAAAGGCCACAUUGUCGCUAUUACCUGCAGCCCUUUUAGCAAAAGCCUGAUUGCUGUUGCAUGCAGCGGAGGGACAGUUGGUCUUGUUGACCUUGAUAAGGAGAAAGGCUUGCUCCGAAGCCUGUCGCUUCGAGCACCUUUAACAACCUUAGCCUUCUCCCCAGAAGGCGCUUCAUUGUAUGCAGGCACUGAGAAUGGAAAAAUUCUCGUACUUGACCUACGUACACUUGACAAACCACCCAAAACUAUCUCCAUCAGCCAGGGAGGGGAAAGCGUAGUAUGCAUGGCUGUACAGAGGAAGCUUAAAUCAGGGCAAGGUCCAAAGCCGUCAACAGUGAAGCCUCUCGCCCCGCAGGAUGUGAAUAAGACACCUAUCCGUCGAGCAGCUGGCGCGAGCACUGAGAAGAAGCCCCCAGUCCCUACGAAACUAAAGCCUGCGUCGGCCAUCUCUCCUCCCCGUAGUCGGACCACUUCUGUUACCUCAGCAUCGACAAAGCCUCGGAGCACUAGCGCGACGAAUUUGACACUAACUCCACGGCCUCCCAUACGAACGCGAACUAUUUCGAGUAUCGGCCCUACGUCACCUAGUACACGAGCUGUCAGUACCCCAGCAAGGCCAGCCACUGUGGUUGGACGAGCCUCAAUGACGAUGAAACCGUCGAAUUCGUCUGAGUCUAAUACCGGCAGGAGUCUCAAAGCUACAAAGUCUGCCGCAGAUGGAAAACUGGAUGUUUCUAUCUCUGCUGAGGACCUGCUUGAUCUCCCAAAAACGCGGAAGGAGAAUGUAAAUCCAAAGACAGACAGCAGACGGACCCGUACUACUUCAAUGACGUCUCGUGUCUCAGCAGGUUCGGGUGCACGUCAACGUACUGUCUCAUCUACGUCUCGCACGUCUACUUCCUCACGAACAGCCUCCGGUACGAGCAGUAGUGCAGUUUCCACAUCAACGGCCAAGACUUCCCCUACUCUAGGAAAGAAACCCUCUAUCGACCCCGUUUCACCUAUCCCGCCCGUUCCAAAGCUGCCCGCUGCUUUCCAUGAAGAGCAGCUGACCUCGAUCAGGUUUUCUGAGUCGCGUUCUCCCAGCCCUGAUCUUUUUAUACCUGAUAACAUUCCGGUCACUCCUUUGCCCAAGAAGAAUAAAGGCAAAGCAAGGGAGAUGGAUGCCGGUCUGAAUAUCUUGGGAUUGGGUACGCCUGAAGUUCGCAGAUGGGUCGAAGCUGGGGACGAAGAGAAAAAGGAAGGCCGACGGGUAGGAUUCGCUGAGGAUUCUACCGCACCAGUAGCCUCAAGUUCAGGCUCGCGCUCAGACCACAACUCGCCAGGUAGCGAUGACACAGGUCCACAACUUCAAGAGGCUAAGAUCGAACUCACGGUUCAAAUUUCGCCUCGUCGACCGCUUCCCCAAACAAAAGCAUCGUCGACAUGGACGGCCGUACCCUCGCCGCUCCGUAAUUCUCAUACCUCACAUUUGAACGAUGGUCCAUCAACUGCUGGUCAACCCGGACCAUCGUCAAACCCAGCUCACGAUCUGCUUCAUACGCUCAUUCGCGACGCUUUGUAUGAUUUCCGAAGGGAAACUAAAGCCGAGAUCAUUGGUCUGCAUCUGGAUUUGGUACGCAUGGGAAGAAGUUGGAGGAAAGAGAUGAAGGAGGCGAUGGAGGAGUGGGGAGAGGAGUUGAAGGAAAUUAGGGAUGACAAUAGGCGGUUGAGGGAAGAGAAUGAGAGAUUGCGGAGAGGUUAUUGAUUCUUGACUGGAUCCUGCCGGUCACACCAAUUCUUAGAUGAUAGUCUAUGUUAUUGUAUGUCCUGAUGAUACCUUGACGAUCCUGCAACGACCUUACGAUAUUUGCUUUCACCUUGUUGUGCGUUGAAGCGUUUCGCGCUGGGCGUCCUCAUCGACAU
Somion occarium is the source of this 2675-nucleotide messenger RNA. The record is from the annotation of a GenBank genome assembly. NCBI's taxonomy places the organism in Eukaryota, Fungi, Basidiomycota, Agaricomycetes, Polyporales, Cerrenaceae.